This is a messenger RNA of Suillus subalutaceus, 1377 nucleotides long. RefSeq lists its product as uncharacterized. NCBI's taxonomy places the organism in Eukaryota, Fungi, Basidiomycota, Agaricomycetes, Boletales, Suillaceae. The transcript is spliced from 3 exons. The record is from RefSeq and is a predicted model, not a curated record. The coding region runs from base 306 to 1286 and encodes 326 amino acids.
GCGGGGGUUAAUUCUGACAUAUUUUCAUCUUAGCAUGCGGAGAAAACAUAGUGGACGUUUGGGAUCUCAAUCAAGGAAAUCGUUGACUGUGUCGCUCACCAGUCGCUCACCAUCUAGACUCCAGCAUAUUACCUUCACAAAUUCAGAGUGCCCUUUCCACUUGACGACAACCUUCCUCGUCUCAAUGUCCCACAUUGCUUGAAGCUAUGGCUACACACGCGUGAAUUUUGACGUCACAAGUCGCGACUUGAUCGACAACUUGAAUUUGAAUUUGAACACGUGAAAUCAAGUGACUUGGUACACAUAUGUCUUAUCCGACAUCAGUGACUGUUGUUCCGACCACGACAUCGCCAACCACAUCAGCAUCCCCGAUUACUAUUUCCACUUCUUCGAUAUCUUCCGUGAGCAGCAGCAAUGCCGCAACAUCAACUACCCCUGCAAUGAGUAGAACAACUCCGAUUGCAACCUCCAUGACACCCGUGGCAACUACAUUACCCACUACGAUUACAUCAAAACCUCCCUACGGAUCAACAGCCGUCGUCACCACAGAGAUAUCCGCAACCACCUCUGUUGCUGUUCCCACACCAUCUCCUGUAAACAACUCAUCAAACACCGGCGCAAUCGUAGGUGGCGCCAUCGGUGGUGUCGUCGUCAUAAUCGUCCUCCUUGGGCUUUUCCUCUUCUGCCUACGCAGGCGCAGAAGGCGAAAUGAAUCUGACGGGAACCUGAACCCCGAUCAUAUCGUUUCCCAUUCCUCAGGUGGCAGAACCCAGCCCCAGAUCGACCUGGGGGAAGAAAACGAGAGCACCCCCUUACCUUACCCUGAACAUGAUAGGAGCAUGCGUCAAUAUGGAGAACCGUUCCUACCUGCGGGUGCCGCCCCUGCAGGUAUCCACCGCACAACAUCCCCACUCGGCUCUCCCUCGCAAUACAGCGACACUGCCACCUCCCCCGGCGAGGGGUACCCCUCUCAGGGCUUCGUACGCCCAGACUUGGGCCAGUAUCCCCAAGGAGGGCCGAACACAUACGCAAUGCAGCAAGCAGACUGGCACACCACGCGCCCACUCACAACACCUGCUCCAAGAGUCGGCAAUGCAUCUGCAUCUUCUUCCGGUCGCGGGAUGAAAGAGCGAGAAACCGCUGCUACAGCUGGCCGCCAGGGGCUCGUCCUACCUACGCAGCUAGAAGUUGACAGUGAGGGGUCUGGCGCUGUUCAGCACCAGGAUGCGGGACAGGAAGGAGAACCGAGAGAUGUUCCGCCUGCAUAUGAGUCUAUAGGGCAGUAGACUCGUCGCAUGCAUGCAUGCAGGGAUCCAAUGAAAAUUAUCCAGCUGUCACGAUUGUGUCCAGAGUGAUAGCCACGAAACUCAACCAUAA